Pristis pectinata (smalltooth sawfish) is the source of this 2118-nucleotide messenger RNA. Its product is annotated as transforming growth factor beta activator LRRC32-like. Gene Ontology annotation, molecular function: protein binding. The coding region runs from base 1 to 2118 and encodes 705 amino acids. Lineage: Eukaryota; Metazoa; Chordata; Chondrichthyes; Rhinopristiformes; Pristidae. The record is from RefSeq and is a predicted model, not a curated record. The transcript is spliced from 2 exons.
AUGAACCUUUGGCUGUUUCUGUGGUUUAUGGCAGCGUCCUGGCUUCCAGCAACUGGCAUCAAUGAUACCAACGCUGUGCUCAAUGUCUGUCGGAUGAAAGACCAUGAUGUGUCCUGUCAAUAUCGAAACCUGACCAAGGUGCCUGAACUUUCACUGCUGCCAAUUAAAAGGCUAGAUUUAUCCCACAAUUCAAUCAGAGCGCUGACCGAGGAAUCACUGUUAAACCUCAGUUCAUUGCAAUAUCUGGAUGUCUGCUGUAACCAGCUGAAAACCAUUGCACCAGGUGCUUUGGGACAUUUGAGUAAACUGAGAGUGCUCAUUUUGUCAAAUAACCUCCUGAAAAGAAACUUUUCAUCAGGGAAUGGAGCAUUCAGUUUGUUAAAGAGACUAAAAGUGUUACAUCUAUCGAAGAAUUACUGGGACAGUGACACUGUUGCUCAGCAUCUGAAAAACCUAUCUUCAUUGGAAGAAUUAAGUUUGUCUGGUAACCUGCUGAUGAAGCUGACAGCUGAUAUGUUUUGUGGGAUGCAGUCUUUAAAAUAUAUCUCUCUUGAAGGAAAUUAUAUUACAGAAAUAUCAACAGGGACCUUUGAAUGUUUAGCAGACUUGGUUGUUUUGAAUUUAGCCAUGAAUUCCCUUGCCUGUAUUUCUGAUUUUCACCUUUCUAAACUUAAAGUAUUGAACAUAAGCAGAAAUGGUAUUGAAUUCUUCAUAACAAGUGAGAAGGAUGAAGAAUAUCAGCUUCAAGUGCUUGAUCUGAGUCACAACAGGUUGUUUCAUUUUCCGCUUCUUCCAAAACUUCAUCAGAUUAAGCAUAUGAAUUUGUCUGGCAAUUUAUUGAACAGUAUUUCACCUGAACUACUGAAUGACUCAGUUGAAUGGGAUAUAAGAAACAGAUAUGAAGAAAUUAACAGGAUAAAUAAAAUAUACGACAGUGCAAACUCAACUUUAUCUGAAGUAAUAUUUUUGGAUUUAAGUAAUAAUGCAUUAGUAGAUAUAUCACAUGAUUUUCUGAAUAAAUUCAGUUCUCUUCAACACCUGAAUCUCAGUGGAAACUGUUUUCAGAAUUUCAGUAUUGAAGAUGGAGAUGAAUUAAAUUUGCUGUUAUCUCUGGAUCUGAGUGACAAUGAACUUACCGAUAUAUCUCUCAAAGUGGAUAAUCGAAAUCUUCUCCAGUCCUUAAAGUACUUGUACCUUCAAAACAAUUCCAUUCAGUUAUUACCCUCCAAACUUUUUAAAGUCUUACCCAGAAUAGAAAAAAUAAAUCUUGCCAACAACAAUGUAAGAAUUUGUAAUAUGGAAAAUAAAACCAUGGGGAUUCGCAAGACCAAAAACAGCUGCGUGUCUUUUUCUGAAAUCCCUACCCUUAAGUACCUCAAGCUGGAUGGAAAUAACAUUACACACCUGGCACCAUACACAUUCUAUAAGACUCCUUUAGCAUAUUUGGAUCUUUCAAGAAACGAAUACCUUGAAGUGCCUGAUCAGGCUUUGAAAGGCUUAGAACACUCUUUGAAAUAUCUUUCUUUAAGAUGGAAUUUGAUCCAAACCUCCAAGGUAACUUUGACAUGUUUGAAUCACCUCAGAGAUCUGGAUCUGUCAUAUAAUCAGUUAGACAUUUUACCUAAUGGUAUUGGAUGUGCCCCACUGAAGAGCCUUGAUGUUCGAGGCAACAUUUUUCACUUUCUUCAAGAUGAGAUAAUUAAAAAUGUGUCUCAAACUCUUGAAACUCUGUACUUGAGUGGAAAUUAUUUCAACUGUUGUGCAUUGACCUGGCUGGAGUUACUGAAUGGUACUAAGGUUGAAAUACCAGAUGUGGCUAAUACUCAUUGCUUUUACCCAAGUGGCAAUGAUUCUUCAACAAUCACAUUAUUUCACAAUCACAAGGGAGAAUGCCCUAAUGAAAGCAUCAAGAAACCCAGUCCACUUCUAGUUAUAAUAUCUGCAUUGGCCUGUCUACUGCUGAUUGGAUCUGUGAUAACAUUAAUAACUGGAGAGUGCUGCAGGCUGUGUCUGCCUACUAGGGAGGAGAGUUCUGAGGCAGAUACAGCUCCAGUUAAAAUAAAUAAUGAACACCAGAAAGAAGGGCUAACUCUAAGUGUCAUUAAAAUAGAAACUUGA